Molecule: messenger RNA, 2716 nt
Organism: Hemicordylus capensis (graceful crag lizard)
Lineage: Eukaryota; Metazoa; Chordata; Lepidosauria; Squamata; Cordylidae
Gene: LRRC41
Product: leucine rich repeat containing 41
Exons: 10
Coding region: 205-2610 (801 amino acids)
Cellular component (GO): cytoplasm; nucleus
Source: RefSeq, a predicted model, not a curated record
UGCACCUAACAUGGCGCCUGUAUUUAGGAGUCAUAGAUGAGAUCCAUGACUCUACCAAUAUGGUCACCGGAUCGGCCAAAAUGGCGCCGGUUCGAGAAUGCUUGACCUACUCUGAAUGGCCGCUUCAUACGUCCGUGGUGUAAUGAGUGACCUCCCCAAGAUGGCGUAAUCCAUCCCGAGUCGUCGUUUUAUCGCCUGAGCAGGAUGGAGACACAGUCUGGGGAGGAGGAGGCCGGUCGAAUUCCCCGCAGCCUCUUUGAGCUAAGUGGAGUGGUGGUCAGCGCUAUCAUGGGACACGUGGAAGGAGAGGUCUGGGCGCUUCCAGGUCCAGUACUCCAGGGCAUCCUGCCUCUGCUUAACAUCUAUUACCUGGAGCGAAUUGAGGAGACUGCUGUGAAAAAAGGACUCUCAACCCAGCCUAUAUGGUGCAAACUCUGGUUUGACAUCAUGAAAACCAAACCAUCCAGAUUAGAGAGCAUCAAGUGUUGGAGGAAGAAGUUCCUUGAAACUUUCUUCUCCAAUGUGCUGCGUGGUAUCUUGGAUGUGUCUUCAGACCAGCGCCUGAGCGACCCUUGCUUUUUGCCCUUGCUACACACUUCACAGCAUGUUACUCAGCUUACUGUAUACAACAUGCUCGAGGGAGUAUUGGAGCUCAUGGCUAAACACAACCAGAGGGUGCUGGAAAACUUGGCUGUCUCACUCAGAUCCUUGACAUUCCGUCAUCUCCUCUCAUCUAGUCAGUCGGUUAGACAACAACUGAGUUUGCUCCUUCAUCGCUUGAUUCAUCAUGGGGCUGUGACUCAUCUGGCUAUGUACUCUUGGCCUGAUCCUGACCCAGCACUUUUAGUCCUCAUUCUAAAAAUGAGUGCUGGGGUUUGGCACCCAGGAAAGACGCUUGUGGAUCAAAAGAGCCUUUGCCAUCUGUGCAGAGAGACUUCUGUUAAUGGGAGCCAAAAGCCAGAUCAAGAGCAUAAAUCUUUUUUUGGUUCCAGCCGGAUGUUUCACACAUCAACAACAGGACCAUGUACUGAUGAGGAUGUGAGAAAUGAGAAAAUAUUGCCCAGUGUAUCUCAAGAAUCUGUUCCAGGCUUUGAAAAUGCAGUAGAACUGGUGUGCACAGAGACUUUUAAAAACUCAGUGGACUACAGAUUGCAUAGCCAUCCUUUGCAGAGUGGAACGCAGCACGGUGCAAGUUCAGAGAGUUGUAAUGCUGAAAAGGGAUCUCUCAGCCUUUCUGCAGCAAAAACAUUUCCAGAGGUCCCUGCUUUGAUAAGGCCUCAAAAGCGGUACAGGGCUGCAAAGCGCAACUGCCAUCAGAGGAGCAGCAAAACCUCUACACAUUCUGAAGACCUUUAUGACUUUGUCUUUGCAAUAGCAAGGGAAAAGGAAGAAGAAGCACUGCUUAAUAAAAAGAACAGUGAGGAGACAGAGAGUCCUGCUACAUGUUCCCAUCCAUCAGCAGAGGCUACCAGCGCUACUGCUUUGGUUUGCACAGUUGGGGCCCGACCCAUUGGGAUCACUUCUCUGAAAACAAAAAGUCACUUCCGAAGUGUGUCUACUCUGGAAGUAUUCUCCAUCCCUCUGACCAGGAAUACAUGUCAGAUGCUGGGUAACCUGCUCAGCUCUUGGGUAUCUUUAGAGAAGCUUGUUCUGUCUUUGAAUGGUCUAGGUCCCAAUAUCUUCAGCAUCCUGUCUGGACUCCGGGCCCUUUCUCGCCACAGUGAUUACUGCCUCCGUGUGAUGUGCAUCAGUGACAUGUUCUCAUAUGUCCCCUGCAUGAAUCUUGUCCAUUCCAUUUUGAGUGCUGUUCCAUUGCUUCAGAAACUCUUGAUCAGCUUUGAUCUUAGAACCCCAAUGGAAUGGAACAGGCAAGAAGAGAGCUUGGGUUCAUUAUCCCUUGAAGAAGAAAUUCCAGAGAGCCAUCUGGAACAUCUUGAGAUCAGAUUUCCUAGAGAACCUCUUCAAACAAGUCUCCUGGUGCCUGUGCUGAAAGCCUCAGGCUCUCUCCAGAGUCUCUCUCUAGACAGUGUUGCAGUUUCCUGCCCCCAAGAAGUUGGGCUUCUCCUGUGUGCCCUCAAAGAAUAUAGCCCAAGCCUGAAGAAGCUCAGCUUUCAUGAUGUGAACCUUUCUGGCCAUGCAAAAGAAGUCCUAACUCUUCUGCAGGAUCCCAUUCUUCAAGAAAUCACCUUUUCAUUUUGUCGGCUGUUUGAAAAUUGUACUGCUGAAUUUCUAUCCAACAUCAUAAACAUUGUGAAGAAGAAUUCCUCUUUGAAAAGCUUGAAACUCCCUGGAAAUAGGCUUGGAAAUCACAGGUUGAUUGCACUGGCUGAUAUUUUCUCUCAAGAUUCAUCCUCUACCAUCUGUCAUCUAGAUGUAAGCUCCAACUGCAUCAAACCAGAUGGACUCCUGGAAUUUGCUAAGAAGUUGGAGAGUUAUAUUGCCCAACGUGGAGAACAGCUAAAAUUCAAACUGUGCCUCUAUCAGAACUGGCUAGACCAAGAUGCUGUAACUGCUCAAGAGGCUCUUUGGCGGCUGAAAGCUAUGUGCACUGUGGUUAGUGACACAUGGGACUCCUCUCAGGCCUUUGCUGACUACAUCAGUGUGAUGUAAUAAAUGCUUAUGGGACAAUCUUUUAAUAAAGAUGCUUAUUAAUUAACAAUUCAGAUUAAUGUUUUUAGACAGUUGUAGUAACUGGCAAUAGCAACCAUUCCACUCU